Molecule: messenger RNA, 447 nt
Organism: Prorocentrum cordatum
Lineage: Eukaryota; Dinophyceae; Prorocentrales; Prorocentraceae
Source: the annotation of a GenBank genome assembly
AUGCGGCAAAUUCGUCGGGUUGGUGCCAAGAUUUGGUACGUCGAGUGGGGGCGCCAUAUCCAAGCCAUGGCGAGAGCGAUGUAUACAGGCGGGCCAAGCUGGGAGUCCUACGAGAGGUACAAGAGGCGCCAGCAUGCUCUACUCGGAAUAGAGGAAGGCGAGGUUGAGAGCGGCAUGCGCUCCACGCACUCCGCGGGGAUAGCCACCACCGUUUCCUCUCAAUGCGCGUACUCUGAGAAAGCCGACAACGUCUGCACCAGGAUCACUGAGAGCCCAGCCUUUCUGACGGUCUCGAUGUUUUUCACGUUGCUGAACGUGGUGUGGAUCGGGAUCAGCACGGUGCUUGGCGAGUUCAACCAGAGCCUGUGGGAUCGGCAAAUCGAAUCAAUUAUCCAGCUUAUGGUUUCGCGUUGUAUUGUGUUGUCGAGAUCACGCUUCAGAUCAUGA